Chenopodium quinoa (quinoa) is the source of this 894-nucleotide messenger RNA. RefSeq lists its product as uncharacterized. The coding region runs from base 112 to 639 and encodes 175 amino acids. The transcript has 3 exons. The record is from RefSeq and is a predicted model, not a curated record. NCBI's taxonomy places the organism in Eukaryota, Viridiplantae, Streptophyta, Magnoliopsida, Caryophyllales, Amaranthaceae.
UGAAUUGUAAGCCUUCUCCACUUCAGUACAACAACAAACUUUCCUUCAUAUCACAAACUUAAUUAGAAGGCAAUACUCAUUAAGGCCAGGACACAGUAAGCACAAGGAAUUAUGGCGGAUUUGAUCACAGCCGAAGAAGUGCCCUUGGUGAAUCCGGAGGCUGAUUACGAGAGUUUGAAAGCGGAGUUGGAUGCCAAGGUGAACGCCGAGGGUAAUGUUGAGUUAAGUGCUGAUCAAGUGUUACUGAGCACUCAAUUCUUAAAUCUUUGCAAGGACAAAAUUCAAAGAAUUGAUAGGCGUUUUUGGUCUGGCUCUGUGGUCACUGAUCGUCCAACUCUUAGUAGCGGCUAUUACACCAUUCUUAAACAAAAAGGCACCGAGCCUGAAGGCGUCAAAUGGGGCCAAGUCUGGGCUAAUGGUGCCGCUGAUGACACCACUGCUCGUAAGUGGAUUGUGGCUUUUGAUACCGCUGCUGGCAAGGCUUAUGCUGAAGCGGGACCAAUGGGUCCAGUUGAUUGGAACGUAGUUGAAGUGAAACUGGGUAUGUCCGGAAGCAAAACUGAGCACACUGACCCCAUCCUUGGAGGCAGCGUACUUGCUACGAUCGAUGGUCUCAAGGCAUAUGCACAUUUCCGUUGAAUAAUAGGGCUUGCUGAGCUACAUACUGAAAUCUACUAUGGAGUAUGUGUUGCGCUAUGAAUAACGUUAUGCUGUAUUGCUUUAUUUGCUGCCAAUCAUAAACUACUUUCCUCGUUACUUUUUUUUUACUUUCAAGUACUCUUGUGUAACAAUUAAUAAUGAUGCUUGGCCACUCAGGCCAGCAGACAAUCUUUAACUAUCUUUAAUUAUAUGGAAUAAAGUAUUUUAUUUACUUGUUAUAUAUGCUCAUAUGAA